CACACACACGCUGACAUUUAAACUGUGGCUGUCAACAGCAAGUUGUCUCUACCAGAACAAAAAAAUCCAACAGUGCAGUACACAGAGAGAAUAACCAUUGCAUUUUGUAGUUACUGUAUUUGCUGAUGGUUAUCUAGUGAGAGUACCAUGUGGGACUGUUAGUGGCUUGGCUGCAUGUCAGCAGUUCUGAGGAGUCUCUUCUAAAGCUCGUCUUCUGACCCUCCCGGACUGAACUCUGCCAAAACCUGAGACACAUUUGGAAUGUGUCUGAAACUCUUCACCCACCGGACAGCUUUCUUUUACAAUCAAGGCGCACCUCUUACCCAAAAAACAUCAGGUGAAUUCCUAACCAGCAAAGUGACAGAAAACUAAAGGAACAAUGAACUCCACAGCCACAAAUACGUCUGUGUGUGUUAAAAUCAAUGACAGUGCCAUCAGUGACUUCCUGAUGUCUGUUUACAUUCUGGCUUUUAUUUUUGGUUUGAUCUUCAAUGUGUUGACCAUGGGACCCAUUUGGCAUCAAAUGCGGCAGCAAAAUGUUUUGGGCAUCUUCCUGCUUAAUCUCUCCAUCUCUGACAUUCUUUUCCUCCUCACUAUGCCCCUUUGGAUCAAUUAUUACCUAAAGAACCACCGCUGGGAGCUAGGUGUCAUUUCCUGCAGUGUAGCUGGCUUUUUCUACUACUCCAACAUGUACAUCAGCAUCUACCUGCUCUGCUGCAUCUCCGUGGACCGCUGCCUGGUGGUCACCGACCCACUCCGCUCCAAGACCUACCGUACAUCACGCUAUGCUUGGGCACAGUGUUUUGGUGUUUAUAUUGUAGUGAUUGUGAUGCACAUCAUGGUACUGGUCCAUGACAAUCUCAAAGAUGCCCAUGAUGACAUUAACAACAAUGACCGUUGUUAUGAGACUUACCCCAUGGAGAGCCCUGUCGCCUUAUUCAACCUGCUCAGAGUGUGCAUCGGCUUCCUGCUGCCCCUGCUGGUGUUGGCAGUGAGCUACUGGAGGGUACUGGCCACUGUGGGUCAGAGUCCUGGCCUGAGUGCUCAGGCUAAGCGGAAGGUCCGCCUGCUGUCCUUUGGGGUGAUUGGGAUCUUCUCAAUUUGUUUUGCUCCAUACCACAUUCUCCUGCUCAUACGCUCACUCGUCUUCUACCACAGCGAAAACGUAUUACCUAAUGGAAGUUACUGCCAGUUUGAACAAAACAUGCACUUGUUCUUCUCAUGUACGCUGGCACUGUCCAGUUUGAACUGCGUGGUGGACCCUGUGUUAUAUGUGCUGGUCAGUAACAGCGUACGGAAGGAGGUGAAACUGUGCUGGAGGAGGUACAGAGGGACACAGACAGAUACAGACUGUGCUCUUACUGCAUACAACAGAGGGAUGCAGAAUACUAAUUUAAUAUGAAAAGUAAGCUGUAUGUGGGUGGACAAGUCCACCUGUGCAUUUGUAUGCAUAUGUGUGUGUGUGUAUGUGCAUAUAUAUACACAAUUAUGCAUAAUGCUGUAGCUGUUUGAAGGUCUUCAUUUUUGGAGUUAGCCAGUAAGUAGCAGGAUUAUUUACAUCCCAUAAUCAACCCUUCGUUCACAGACAAUCAACAUCCUUUGAGAGAGCCACAUUGCCUUUGUUUCCUUUUUUCCUUUUUUUCUUCAUCCUGCACAGUGUAGCAGAGGCAGUUGAAUAACAUGCACCUCAGAGCUCUGUAAUUGGAUUGCACUCCCAGGUUCUGCUCUCCCAAGAGUUCUUCAGUGGCGGCCACUUCUGGUUUGUGGUUGGACACUGCCGGAGUUGAAGAGCCCUUGUGUUUCCCCUCCAAUCUAUACAAGAAUAUUGUGAUAGUGAAUAUGUGGCCUUGCUAUAGCUAAAAGUGCAUUUACUCUAAAGCAUGGCAAAAAGCAUUUAUUAGCAUAACCGUGUGUCCUAAGUGUCUGGCCGUCAGUGAAACAUGUUGAAUGUAAAUAAACCAUCAUAUAAACCAGUGGUUUGAACAGGUGCUCUAGUUUUAGGUUGUUUGGUUUAUGCAGAAAAUAUGUGAGGAUCAAUUUUGCAGUUGGUAUUUUAUGCAUUUCCACAGCGAGGGAAGGCCUUGGGAGAUGAUAAGCUCAUACAUCCAAGCACUUUGCCAUUAUUGUCGCACAUAAAGGUAAUCAUAAAUCCAACACAGCUGCACGUGUCAAGUGGGCAACGGCUGCAAUCAGGAAACCUCUGUGUGUGUGUGCG
This is a messenger RNA of Morone saxatilis (striped sea-bass), 2215 nucleotides long. It is a transcript of the gene gpr184, whose product is annotated as G protein-coupled receptor 184. The transcript is spliced from 2 exons. Gene Ontology annotation, cellular component: membrane. Gene Ontology annotation, molecular function: G protein-coupled receptor activity. Gene Ontology annotation, biological process: G1/S transition of mitotic cell cycle; negative regulation of G2/M transition of mitotic cell cycle; G protein-coupled receptor signaling pathway. NCBI's taxonomy places the organism in Eukaryota, Metazoa, Chordata, Actinopteri, Moronidae. The coding region runs from base 380 to 1402 and encodes 340 amino acids. The record is from RefSeq and is a predicted model, not a curated record.